Messenger RNA from Blastomyces dermatitidis ER-3, 717 nucleotides. RefSeq names its product peroxisomal biogenesis factor. Gene Ontology annotation, cellular component: peroxisomal membrane. Gene Ontology annotation, biological process: peroxisome fission; regulation of peroxisome size. Bases 1 to 717 code for a protein of 238 amino acids. The record is from RefSeq and is a predicted model, not a curated record. The transcript is spliced from 3 exons. NCBI's taxonomy places the organism in Eukaryota, Fungi, Ascomycota, Eurotiomycetes, Onygenales, Ajellomycetaceae.
AUGGUUGUCACGGCCCUGGCUCACCACCCGACGGUGGCCCAUUAUCUCAGAUUCGUUGCUACUACGGUCGGCCGCGACAAAAUCCUGCGCACCCUCCAGUACUUUUCCCGCUUCUACGCAUGGUACCUAUACCGCACCAACAACCCGCAAUCCUCCAUUGCACCCUUCGAAGCCAUCAAGAAGCAAUUCGCCCUCACCCGCAAACUGCUCCGUUUCGGCAAGAACGUCGAGCACUUCAAGGCCGCCGCCGCCCUCCUCGACUCUCGCUCGUCAACAGCUCCGGCCGACCCCGUACUCAAAUACCUCGGCAUCGGCCGCCAGCUCGGCUAUGCCAUCUACCUCUCCUUCGACAUGGUGUUGUACCUAGAUGCUGCGGGGAUGCGCAAGUUGGCUAAUGCGAAGGCGAUGCAGGCGCGCGCGCUGCGCGCGUGGAUGGCCGGAUUGGUGUGCAGCGCGCUUGCAGGGGCAUAUUCGUUGUGGAUCUUGAAGGAGCGGGAGAAGGCUGUUAAUAAGAAAGAUGGCGAGAGCGUGGUUGAAGGGAAAAAGAUUCAAAAAGAACGCACCGCUGUCGUUACCCAGCUCGUCUCAGAUUGCUGCGACCUCACCAUCCCCAGCACUACGCUUGGCUACGUGAACCUGGAUGAUGGCAUUAUCGGCCUUGCCGGUACUGUCAGCUCCCUGAUCGGUGUACGGGCUACCUGGAGGAAAACUGCAUGA